Messenger RNA from Wasmannia auropunctata (little fire ant), 3621 nucleotides. RefSeq lists its product as uncharacterized. Bases 179 to 3556 code for a protein of 1125 amino acids. NCBI's taxonomy places the organism in Eukaryota, Metazoa, Arthropoda, Insecta, Hymenoptera, Formicidae. The transcript is spliced from 2 exons. Gene Ontology annotation, molecular function: catalytic activity. The record is from RefSeq and is a predicted model, not a curated record.
CAUUUUUUAUCUCUUUCUCUCUCUCUCUCUUUCUCUCUAUUUCUCUGAACAUAUAGACGUGUUAAAGAUUGUUUCGUAAAUGAAACAAUUUUAAAUAAGGAAAUAGUGAGAGAAAGUGAUAAAAAAGUUAAUGAACAUAGAGUGAUUUAGACAAGUAGAACCUCUUAAAGAAGCAGACAUGAAGAAGGUACCGACACCUACGAGAAGCCAGGACAAACUAGAAUCCACAGGAUCUACAGUAUCUGCAGGAUCGUUUGCAAUAUCAAGCAAUGGAAAUGAAACAUUAGCUAUGAGCGGAUCAUCGAGUAUAAUUGAUACAACGAUAGACUGCUUUCUGAAAUAUAUGAAGGAAAUAAUUAAGGAUGAAACGGCAAGCAAGAAGGAAAUUAAAAAUAUGAUUAUGGAAGUAAUUCGAGAAAUUAAAAUGAUAAUUCGAGAAGGGAUAGGAUCUAAUAAGCACGAAUUGGGAAAGGAUGAAACAGAAUGCAAGAAGGACAUCGAAAUAAUUAAAGAAAUAAUUCGAAGAGAAAUAAAACCUUUUAUUAAACAAGAAUUGGAAGAUUUAAGAAAAAUGCAAGGAGGAACUGAUGGACUAAUAGGAGAAGAUCAAAGAAGCUACAGUGAAGCAGCGAAAGAGAAGAAGAAAGAAAAUGUCAUUAUUAAACUUGAGAUUCAGCAGGAAGAGCUAAUAGGAGAAGAUCAAAGAAGUUACAGUGAAGCAGCCGAAAAAAAAAAUAAAGAAAAUGUCAUUAUUAAAACUGAAAUUCAACAGGAAGAGAACCUAAUACUAUAUACAAAUGUGCAAAGUUUGACGACACAUAAGGACGAGGUACAAGAUAAGGUUAAUAAGAAAAAUCCUGUGCUGAUAGCGCUGUCUGAGACCAGAUUGACUAAAAAAAUUAAAGACAGUAAAGUGAAUAUACCAGGUUAUACUAUCGCGACUAGACAAGAUUUUGAAACUGGAAACUCAGGAGGAGUUAUUAUAUACGUUAGGGAUGAUAUUAUACAUACGGAAGAAUUUUCGGAUUUAAAAUCAAAAUGCUGGUGUGUUGCUGCGAUACACGUAAAAAAUAAAGUGUAUAAAGGUUUUGUAGUGGUACUUUACCGUUCACCAACCAAGUUCAAACUCUCUAAUCAAUCUAACACUGAUCCUACGUUUAUAAAAUUUCUAGAGGAGAUGCUAGAAAAAAAAUUAAUAAUAAAAGGAGAAUGUAUUAUGAUAAUUGGAGACUUUAAUAUAAAUUUUAUGGACUCGAAAAAUUUUUAUACGAACUCGUUAAAAACGACAAUGCUAAGCCUAGGUAUGAAACAAUAUGUUAAUAGACCAACACGUAUUAUAAAUGGUAGACAAACAAUAAUAGAUUUAGUCUUUGCUAAUAAGGAGGUAGAAUUGCAAGUAGAUUAUGAAUCUCAAAUAGCGGACCAUGCGUGGUUAAAAGUGAAAUUGAAUGCGAGUAGAUCUGAGAAUAAAUAUAGAGAAUACAGUGUUAGGGAUAGCCAAUUUGAAGUAGACGUUUUUCAUGGAUUAGUGGUUAAUAAGUUAGAGGAGAUUCGCAGAUUGAAUAUCAGUGAUAGAGCGGAACAAUUUGUAUAUUACAUAAUAGAUGCGCUGAAUAUUAUAGCACCUAUAAAACAAAUCAGAGUUCCAAUAUGGAAUGAGGAGAAAUGGUCCUUACAAUCAGAUGAAAUGAGAGAAGCGGAUCUGAGAGAUGAGGCAUAUGGAAAAGCGCGAUGUAAUGAUAUGGAACAAAAUUAUUUGCAAUUUACAAUUGAAGAAAAUUCCGUAGAUGAAUUAAAUAAGAAAAAUAAAUAUUAUGAAAAUAUGAUAGAUCGUAAUAAGGAUAAUCCUACAAAUAUGUGGAAAAUUUUGAAAGAGAUGGUAAGAGAUGAGCCAACAGAUAACGAGAAAUAUUAUGAAUGCAAUAUAGCCGAUAAAUUUAAUUUAUAUUACACCCAAAGUAUUAAUACUAUAGUAGAAUCUAUAAACAGCAAUAAGAUUACUGAUGAUAUUAUUGAGACUAUUGAUGAAUGUGUGAGAACUGUUGUCAUUAAAAAUAAGGGAAUGGAUAAAUUUGAGAUAAUUAACGUAGAGAAUCUGAAUAAGAUUGUUAUGCGAUUACUAAAUAAAAAAGGCACGGUAGAGGUAAUAAAACAAGAGAAAAUAACUAGCGAUGUGUUACAAAAGGUGUGGUAUAAAAUAAAUGAAGAGUUUGUUGAUAUAAUAAAUACUUCCUUAAGGGAAGGGUGUUGUCCAGAAGUGUGGAAAACAUCCACAAUCAUACCGAUUCCAAAAAUAGAAAAUGCGAAAAAAACGAGUGAAUAUAGACCUAUUAAUACGUUAUCAAUAUUUGAAGAAGUUUUAGAGUUAGUAGUAAAAAGACAAAUUGAAGGGUAUUUGGGAGAAAACAAUAUUAUAACAGAGCAUCAGUCAAGUUUUAGGAAACAGUAUUUGUAUGAUUCGUAUGAAACAACAAUCCAAAUCAUCAUUGACGAAUGGAGACUAAUAGUUAAAAGAGAAAAGGUAGGAGUAAUUUUCAUUGAUCUUAAACGGGCUUUUGAAACAAUAGAUAGGGAAAGAUUAUUUAAAAAAUUAUGUCAAUAUGCAAUUGGGGGGAAAGUAUUAGAAUGGUUAAAAUCAUACUUUGAGAAAAGAACACAGCAGGUUCGAUUUAAUAAUGAAUGGUCAAAUUUAUUGACCACGGAAUAUGGAGUACCUCGGGGAUCUGUAUUAGGACCUUUAUUAUUUAUAAUAUAUAUAAAUGAUAUAAUUAAAGUAUGUCCAGAAGGAUGCAAUAUAAAAAUGUUUGCAGAUGAUAUGCUAAUAUAUGUGACUGAUGAAAAUGGGAAGGAAUUAGAGAACAAAAUGAAUACGGCAUUUAAUAAAGUAGAAACGUGGAUGAAUGUAAAUAAGUUAAAAAUAAAUACAGAGAAAACAAAAUUUAUGAUAGUUAAAGAUAGAUAUCAAACACGAAUAAAAGAUGUUAUAGUGUUGAAGUGUUUAGAUGGAACUGAAAUAGAGCGUGUAGAAGAAAUAAAAUUUCUUGAUAUAAUUAUUGAUGACAAUCUGCAAUUUGAAAAUCACUGUAAUCAUAUAAUUAGUAAUAAGAUAGGGGAAAAAAUGAGUAUUUUAAAUAGGAUCAAUAGUUAUGUAUCACCUAACACUAUGUGUAUUAUCUACGAAUCAAGUAUAGCACCUUAUUUUGAGCAUUUUGCGACAUUACUGUUUAACAUGCAAAAAUUACAGAAAAAUAAGAAAUAUAAAAAUAAGAAUCUGAGUAAAAUGGAGAGAUUGCAAGAAGGGCAAAAUCGGGUCAUGAGAGCUAUAUUACAAUGUGACAUAAAUACCGAAGCGAAAAAUAUGCUGCAAAAGCUACAGUUUAUGUCUGUAAAACAGAGUCUAUAUUAUAAUGUGUGUAUAUUUAUUUCUCAAACUAAAAAUGCGCAGGAAAGUACGUUUUAUGAAGUGUAUAACACCUUACCACCCAAGAUAAAACAGUGCAAAGGAGAUAAAUUUAAACGGAAGCUAAAAAAGUAUGUUUUAGAUAACAUAUUGUAAUUGUGCAAUAUAAAAUAGGUGAGAAAACUGGUAAGUAAUAAAUAAAUAAAUCAAUCUCUAUCGUU